AUGAGAUUCUUCUAUGAUCCAAAUAACACUAAUCUUAAAAAAGCCAUCAAUAACUAGUAACUCAUGGGAUAGGAUAAGCUCAAGGAUGUCGUGAUAUUUAAAAGAGAGUUAUUUAAGUUAAGUGAUGGUGGCACAGUCGCUAUUGACUGGGCAAAUUACAAUGAUAAAGUUAUAAACAGACCUAUUUUAGCAAUGAUACCAGGAUUGUCUGGAAACAGCAAUCAGAACUAUAACUUAAGCAUGAUUAUGGAAGCAGAAUAGUAUGGCUAUUAAUGUGUAGUGUUGAACUACAGAGGAGCAGCUGGUGUAGAUCUAACAAGUCCUAAGCUAUACUGUGCUGCUAGUUAAUAUGAUUUUAGAGAAAUAGUAGAUCACAUUCAUUUUAAUUACUGUACAAAUGAAAAUGGCAAGCAGUUAAGAGAUAUUUUUAUGACUGGAACGUCUCUAGGUGCAAAUAACCUUGGAAAUCUAAUUGGAGAAGAUGGGGAUAAAUGUAAGGUGAAAGCAGCUGUCUGUUUUCAACCACCAAUGUGGCUUUAUAAAUCCUCUGCAUGUAUCGAUAAAGGUCUCUAUGGCUUUUAUGGAAAGCAUUUCGGUAAAACUUAAUCUGCUGUUGUCAGACCACAUGUUGAAUAUAUGAGAGAACACAUUAUAAAAUCUCAUGGCAUUGAUUUAAGAUAAAAACUAGACGAGGUUAAAACAUUAAGGGACCUUGAUGAUAAAAUCACAUGCAUAAUCAAUGAUUAUUAAACAAUUGAGAAUUAUCACUAUUAUGGCUCUUGUGCCACUAGGAUUAAAGGCAUUAGAAUUCCCACGAUGUUUAUGUUUGCUGAAGAUGAUCCCAUUAUAGGGAAAGAAUCAAUUGACUAUGAAUAGUGCUUUUAGAACCCGAAUGUAAUGAUAGGAGUUACUAAGAGAGGAGGACAUACUGGAUAUUUCGAAUCAGCAUUUAGCCCUGAAUAGUGGUUCCCAAAACCAAUCAUAUAAUUCUUAAAUUCUUUUAGAGAUGACUUGAACUGA
Molecule: messenger RNA, 1020 nt
Organism: Stylonychia lemnae
Lineage: Eukaryota; Ciliophora; Spirotrichea; Sporadotrichida; Oxytrichidae
Source: the annotation of a GenBank genome assembly